Molecule: messenger RNA, 819 nt
Organism: Durusdinium trenchii
Lineage: Eukaryota; Dinophyceae; Suessiales; Symbiodiniaceae
Source: the annotation of a GenBank genome assembly
GUGGAGAGUUCAUGGGACCCUGCUGGGCUGUUGCCUGAGUUGGCCACUGUGACUAUGACGCAGCAAGAUGCUGCUUCUUUGACACAGCUCAUGGAGGAACCCCCAAAGGAGAACCUCUUUGCUGAGCCGGUGCCACAUCAGUCAAUUGCUGUGAAGUCUGAGGAGAAGGCUGUGGAGGAGGGAACAGAGCAGGGUUCAGCUUUGAGAGUGGCGGGCGCGCAGCCUUCACAAGUGGCCCUCAAGCCCAAGUCCAUGCCUGCAAAGGCCAUCAAGGAAUAUUCCGACUUGACCAAGGGGGAAGUGGAAGAGAAAAUCCAGAUGCUAAAGAAGCUUCUGGAGAGAAAGAAGAGCAGCGCAAAUUUGGGAGCAGACGCUGAUGAAACUCAAGCCUAUGAUGCCUCCCCUAUUGCGAAAUCUAUUCUGAAUUCCUCGGAGCCCAUUGACUUGCUGGAGUCGGAUGAGGAGGGUGAUGGUGAUGAGACCGUCCGAAAGUGUUUGGCGGGUCAGUUGUCUGCUGCUGCCAGUGAGCAAGGUGAGUUGGCAUAUCCUGGGGGUUUGGACUUGGAAGACAGUCAACUUCCUGAAGAAUUUCCACCUGCACCGAUGGAUCCACCAGCCCUUGGUGGCAAUGGUGCUAGCGCUGAGCAGCCCAAGGCUGAGGUCUCAAGAACCGCUUUGCCGCCUUCUGAGGAAGCUUGGUCUUUAAAAGAUUCUGAGAAGCCUGAUGCCUCAGAGGUCGUGAAGAGGGAGGAGGCCAAAAUCGAUCCCACAAAGAGCACGGGUGAAGUUCCUUUGGGCGAGGAGGGGAAGGAAGACGGC